Molecule: messenger RNA, 489 nt
Organism: Punctularia strigosozonata HHB-11173 SS5
Lineage: Eukaryota; Fungi; Basidiomycota; Agaricomycetes; Corticiales; Punctulariaceae
Exons: 3
Coding region: 9-464 (151 amino acids)
Source: RefSeq, a predicted model, not a curated record
GGCGUAACAUGGCGCCGCAGAUGGAGCCAGCGGUCCCGGUGACGCUGGACAGCGUCGGCCCGUCUCACGUCUCGCGCAAGCUCCGCGUCGCCGGCCUGAAAGUAGCGUACGACACGGCAACGGACGUGAUGCUUUUAGUUGACCGCGUCGCGCGCGCGGCGCUGCUCGUUGACUGUGCGUUGUGCGUGGGUGCAGAGGACGCAGGCGGGAGGUCUACUGCGAGGGCGUGGAUGAAGGAGGAGAAGGCGAUGGUCAAGGUGAUUGGAUACUUGGAGGAGCCAGCUAUCCCCGUGCGCGUACCGACGGUCGGACGAGUCGUACGCGCGCUCGUUGCAGCGGAUCCAGAUCCGCGGCUUGUGUUGAAGGCGCUGCUCGUCGUGGACGCGCCGGAGCUUGACCUCGCGCAGUGGAAUGUCGCGAUCCGGGAGCGUGAGGAGAUUGGAUUUGGCGGCGUCGAGUCGUGAUGGAUGCGCUCGAGCUGCGGCUUAC